AUGACAGAAACUCGAACCCAGGCAGCAUCCGAUUCACAACAUGCCCUCCAACAUACCUGCCUCCCAGAUCAUUUGGAAGAAACCUUCCACCUCCAAGACCUCGAACUCAUGAUGCACUGGUGCACAACAACCUACAAAGCACUGGCCCGGGACCCCCCAUCCGAGAAGAUAUGGCAAACAAUCGUACCUAACAUCUCUCUUCGAUACCCAGCCCUGCGCCACGGCAUCCUCGCCCUAUCAGCCCUAAACCUAGCCUCAUCAAGCACCGGGCCGUCCAGAAGAUGGCGAUACCUCGAAACAGCCCGUGCCCACCAAGCCCAAGCCCUGAACGGACUCCGGCAAGACAGCCAGGACCUCACCGACUCCGAAUGCAACGCAACCUUCGCCCUCAGCUGCAUCAUGCUCGUCUUCGCCUUCGGCUACUGCAACCACGAAAUAGAAAACGACGAACCAGACGAAGACCAGCCAGACGCACUGGAUGAGUUCUUCGAAGUCUUCCAGCUAACCCGGUGGCUGGUGAGCAUAAUGAUAAGCCUCAACGACCGAAUCUCACUGACAGAGCUCGGACCACUAAUUACACCGGAUGAUGCCCGCCCAACCAUGCCCGAUAUGUCACGGUUAGUGACCCUCUCGCUUCGACGACAGAAUAUCAUGGAAGCCGAGCGUGAUCCAACACACGAGAAGGAGAUCUAUGACUCCGCCAUUGAGCAUCUAAGCAACUCCCUCGAAAAACUGAUGACAGGCGGCGAGCCGCGGAUUUUCGCAUUUUGUUGGAGUUUCCGUGUUCCAGGACCGUUCUUAGAUCUGAUGGCUUCGCACCAACCUUUUGCGCUGGUUGUGCUCGCUCAUUAUGCUGUCAUCUUGCAUCACCUGCGGGAUAUGUGGUGGAUGGGUGAUUGGGGAACUAGGAUUCUGAAGGAAAUUGGGGACUUGUUGGAGCCGGAGUGGCGCGAGCUUAUUAGCUGGCCUAUUGAUGCCACGGGGUGUUUCAUCCCGGAGUGA
Molecule: messenger RNA, 1002 nt
Organism: Penicillium nucicola
Lineage: Eukaryota; Fungi; Ascomycota; Eurotiomycetes; Eurotiales; Aspergillaceae
Exons: 1
Coding region: 1-1002 (333 amino acids)
Biological process (GO): regulation of transcription by RNA polymerase II
Molecular function (GO): DNA-binding transcription activator activity, RNA polymerase II-specific
Source: RefSeq, a predicted model, not a curated record